CCUAGGCAAGAUGGAGGCAUCUGUAAUCGACACAGCCGUAGAAACGGAGGAAAACCAAGGGGCCACACUGUCUUCUCCUGAGCAGCCGCAACGGGUGCUUAUCUUCCGUACUUUGGUGGAUAAGUUCUUGGAGGGACUAGUGGAGGCAGGCAGUUACCAGAGAUUUGCUCGAUGCUACAGACGUUUCUACAAAAUCCAACCAGAGAUAACCAGAAGCAUAUACGACCAGUUUGUAUCCCAGCUGCAGACUUCUAUUAAGGAAGAGAUACAGGAAAUAAUAGAUGAAGGGAAUCUUGAGACUCUGUUGGACUCUUUGGAUAAGCUGGAAAAGGAAGCUGGAGGCAAAACAGACCUGGAGUGGCGUCCCAGUGGUGUCCCCGAAGAAGAUCUCCGUAACCACCUGGUGCCUUACCUUCUGCAGCAGAGGGAUUACCUGCGAAAAAUCCUGAAGGACAGAGUGGAAGAGAAUGCGAAGCUCGCUCAGGCUGUGCUGGCUGGUAGGCAGAAGAUAGAAGAAAUGCAACAGGAGAUAGAAAGGAGGAAGAAAGCAUGGCAGGAAUUGAGUAAAGUGCAGAGGGAUCUGGUUCUCUCCAUUCAGGAACCAAUCUGAGAGAUACUUACUGCAAAUUUGUUGUGUAUAGACUGUUGCUCCAAUGGAAAUAUUGUUUCAUAUUGGGGCAUCUAGUUGCUUGUGUUAGUCAGAUUCAAUCGUUUCAACCCUGGAGCAAGAGCAACUUUUGUGACAAAGGGACAAGGACAAAAGAGGAAAAUGGAAACCAUUUAGGAGCGUUUAAUGCAGCAUCAGAAAGUGCUUGCAGCAAAGAGACUUGACUAAAUCACCUCCUCUUGUAUUCAGCUUGCCGCCCAUGGUAGCACUUAUAGACGGCACAAAUUCAAUGCAAAUAAUGUUUGUUGCUUCCAUUUUCUAGGUUGCGAAGUGCUUCAAUAUAAUAAUAAAAGUUGUAAACUAUUA
Molecule: messenger RNA, 973 nt
Organism: Bombina bombina (fire-bellied toad)
Lineage: Eukaryota; Metazoa; Chordata; Amphibia; Anura; Bombinatoridae
Gene: PMF1
Product: polyamine modulated factor 1
Exons: 5
Coding region: 11-610 (199 amino acids)
Biological process (GO): chromosome segregation
Cellular component (GO): MIS12/MIND type complex
Source: RefSeq, a predicted model, not a curated record